Messenger RNA from Etheostoma spectabile (orangethroat darter), 1505 nucleotides. Its product is annotated as zinc finger protein 250-like. Gene Ontology annotation, cellular component: nucleoplasm. The transcript has 3 exons. The record is from RefSeq and is a predicted model, not a curated record. Gene Ontology annotation, molecular function: DNA-binding transcription repressor activity, RNA polymerase II-specific; RNA polymerase II cis-regulatory region sequence-specific DNA binding. The coding region runs from base 237 to 1466 and encodes 409 amino acids. Lineage: Eukaryota; Metazoa; Chordata; Actinopteri; Perciformes; Percidae. Gene Ontology annotation, biological process: regulation of transcription by RNA polymerase II.
CUGAAAAUUAGAUAGAAUGCAGCUUUAAUGAGCUUCAGCAUUGGCUUCACUUUUUAGCCCCCCAAAGGGUCAUUCAUUAGUUUUACAGUCUAUGUUCUCAAGAAAAAGAGAGCAAGUGUUCUGGUCUUUUCUCCAGUAACAUUCGUAUCCUAUUUCUUUUGUUGUCUGUCCCUCCAGAGCUCCCACAGCAACAUGUCUGCAAGGAGGAGGAGGUUCUCUCUGACCAGCAGCUCAACAUGCCAGUUAUAACCUCUGUGGAAUCAGAAGCAAACCGUGACCACCAGCUCCUCUCUCACAACUCUCAUGGAGCUGAGAGCCAAGAUCAGAAAGGAGGCCAGCAUGGAGACUCAGGAUCAACUAGAAAUGCAGAGCCAGAACCAAAGAAGAGACGACGCAAGAGCAGAAGUCACUGUAACAACGUAGACAACACUAACAUGUCAGAGACAGACGUCCAGAAGCUGUCGGUGGUUAAAGCAGAGGUUCCCCCUGAGCAGCAGGGGUGGAGCUCCAGUCUGGACCAGGAGGACCCAGACCCCCCACACAUUAAAGAGGAACAGCAGCAACUCUGGACCAGUCAGGAGGGAGAGCAGCUUCAAGGGCUGGAGGAGGCUGAUAUCAAGUUCCCAUUCACUACUGUCCCUGUGAAUAGUGAAGAAGAUGAUGAAGAGAAAGCUCAGUCCUCACAGCUUCAUGAAAGCCAAACUGAGGAGAACAGAGAAGCAGAGAGAACAGGAGCUGAUGGAGAGGACUGUGGAGGACAAGAACCAGCCAGGAACUCAGAUCCAGAUAGUCCUUUACAACCAGCUACUCAUGACAAGACUUCAGACUCCCCUGAAUCUGAUGAUAGUGCAGACUGGGAGGAGACUAGGGAACCUCAGACAGGUUUAAACCUUCUGCCAAACAAUGAAGAACCUGUAAGUGAUGUUGGAUGUAACACUGGAAACACAUCAGUUAGCUCCUCUGAAUGUAAAGGAAGCUUUGGCCGCAAAAAACAUCUGCAGAAACCCUCUGGAGUCCAAACACGAGAGAAACCAUUUAGUUGCUCAGUUUGUGGUAAAAGAUACCUUCGGAAGAAAACCUUAAUGACUCACAUGAAACUUUAUUCAAAAGAAAAAUGUUCCACCUGCUCAGUUUGCAAAGCAAGUUUCUGUCAGCCUGGCAAUUUGGCUGUACACAUGAGAAUCCACACGGGAGAAAAACCAUUUAGUUGUUCAGUUUGUGAUCAAAAAUUUGCACAAAAGAAAACUCUGAGACAACAUUUGACUGUCCACACGGGGGAGAAACCAUUUAGUUGCUCAGUUUGUAGUAAAAGUUUUGCACAAAAGCAAAAUCUGAGACAACAUUUGACUGUCCACACAGGUGAGAAACCAUUUAGUUGCUCAGUUUGUUGUAAAAGGUUUACACAAAAGCAAACUCUGAAACAACACUUGAUCAUCCACACAAGUGCUGAAUCUGAGAUCCCUUAAAUUGCAUUUUCAUUCCCUUUUGUUCCUUCCUGCCUUAGU